AUUACAGCGACAUUUCCAAAGCUCCUCACAGGAUCAGAGAUGGGAAGCCGUCCGCGUCAGGAGCCUGCAGACUCUGUGGUCUGGUUUCACAGCUACUUGCACGGAGGGACGUCGAGCCUCAUCUCCACGCUGACCACCCUCAUCACCUUCCCUCUGUACAAGACCGUGUUUCGCCAGCAGCUGCACAGCACUUUGGUGCGAGAAGCGGUGGCCCAGCUGCUCAGGGAGGGCCCGCUCAAACUGUACCGCGGUGUGGCACCACCUUUACUGAUGAGAUCCCUGAACGGGACGCUCCUGUUCGGCCUCCAGGACACCCUCCUGCAGCAGCUGUCUCUCCGGGACACGAGUGCUGUUCCCAGGACGGCCCUCCCUGCUCUGGCAGGUUUGGGGGCAGGUGUGCUGGAGGCCGUGCUCUUUACUCCAUUCGAGCGCGUGCAGAACGUCCUGCAGAACAGCAGGAACGACACUAGCCUUCCUACAUUAAGAAGCAUACUGCACAGACUUGCCUCAAAGCCGCCGGCAUCAGGGUACUACACCGCCUUCCUGCCUGUGCUCGUCCGUAAUGCCUUAGGGAGCAGCCUGUACUUUGGGCUGAAGGACCCCAUGUGUGAGACUCUUCGGGCUUGUGGCUGUUCCCCUGUCGCGUCCUCCUUCAUCACUGGUGUGCUGAACUCAAUGGUGAUCAGUCUGCCGCUGUACCCUCUCUCUGUGCUGGUGGCUAACAUGCAGGCCCAGGUGGACGGAGGAGGAGGGGUCAGGAGCAGCUGGAAGAGACUUUGGGCGGCCCGGCAGCACAGGCUGGUUCUUCUGUACCGUGGAGGAUCGCUGGUCAUCUUCCGCUCCUGCAUCACCUGGGGAAUCACCACUGCCAUCUACGACCAGCUCAAGAGGCGCUCCAGAAGCUCAGGUUAACACGCAAUGCUGUUUAUAACAGGGAUGUCAUCCACUGCUGAUGUAUUCACUGGUGCGAUGAUGAUGCAUGAGUUAACAUGAAUACUGUAGAGCACAUGUCAAGGAAUGAAACUGUACAGUUGCUCAGUUCUAUUAAAAUGCCAAACGAUCCACAUGCAAUUAAGGGAAAAUGCCUGUUUUGCUUCUUAGUCCACUACAAACACCGUCUGUCUACAGUAGAGCCUGUGCAAUUGAGCUUAACUACAAUUAGUUUGAAGCUGUUAUUGUCUUUAAUAUAUAAAUAACAAUAAAAUGUCAUCACCCUCAGGCCAUCAUUCGAUAUCGGGAUGAGUUUGUUUCUUCAUCAGGUUUGUAGAAAUGAAGCAUUGCAUCAGUGUCUCAUCAACGGAUGCUCUGCAGUGAAUGGGUGCCGUCAGAAUGAGAGUUCAAACAGCUGAUAAAAACAUCACAAUAAUCCACAGCACUCCAGUCCAUCAGUUAACAUCUGGAGAAGACAACAUAUGAAACAAAUCCAUAAUCAAGAUGUUUUUAUCAGCUUUUUGGACUCUCAUUCUGACGGCACCCAUUCACUGCAGGGCAUCCGUUGAUGAGACACUGA
Molecule: messenger RNA, 1510 nt
Organism: Carassius carassius (crucian carp)
Lineage: Eukaryota; Metazoa; Chordata; Actinopteri; Cypriniformes; Cyprinidae
Product: solute carrier family 25 member 53-like
Exons: 2
Coding region: 40-912 (290 amino acids)
Source: RefSeq, a predicted model, not a curated record